AUUUGCUCACAUUUUAGGGUCACUGUUUGUAGAAAAUGGAUUAUUCUGAAGAAUACAUUAGAAUGGAGAUGGAAUGUGAACCAAAGAAAUCAUUUCGGAGAGGUCGCUCAUGGAGCCGACAAACUGGCAUCCUUGUGCUUCUAGGAACAGUUUGCAUGAUUAUUUUCCUCAUAAUGACUUCUGUCAUCUUUUCGCAUCAAGAAAGAAAGUUCUCGAUGCUGGAGAGUUGGAUGAGCGGCCAUUCUUCUAAUAUAAGCUCAGUCAAAUCUGAUUUUCAGAUCACAGGUAGUGACUUGGAAAAGAAGGUUUCUGAGCUGCAGAACUUAGUGUCCAGUCUGAGUUCAUCUUUGAACAUGUCUGGAGCGAGUAACACAAUGACCAACGAAAUGCAUGCAAAGAAGUUGUCUAAUAUCGAGAGCUUGAUCACUGAUCUCGGCUCGUCACAGAGAUCUCUCGCAUCUAAAGAGGAUCUACUACAAACACUGAUGAGCCAUUGGAUUUCAUCUCAACGGUUUCGUCCACGCAUCUCGAGUUUUGGCACGUCGAGUUCAGACCUGGAGGAACUGAAAUCAUCUAUUCGAACUCUUUCUUAUAAACUAUCAUUUACCUACUUAUUUCCUCCAGGCUGUUUUGAAAUUGAGUGGAUACCAUUCAACAACAGCUGUUACCUGUUCUCUAGAGACACAAUGAACUGGACCCAAGCAAAAGAUUACUGCGAAGAGCAGGGCGCUUUACUCUUAAAAACAGAAGACGGCUCUGAGAAGGAGUGGAAAUUUCUUACCAACUUUGCCAAACCACAAGACUACUGGGUCGGUCUAACAGACCAGAACACCGGAAUAUGGAGAUGGGCGGAUGACACUCCUUACGUCAUGAAUAAAGCACAAUGGAGAAUUGGGCAGCCAGAUGAGUGGACUGAACACAACUUGGGAGACAAAGGAGAGGAAGGAGAGGACUGUGUGCAGUUUGGAUUUGAUGGGUUCUUUAAUGAUAUCCACUGCUCAUCCAAAUUGCAGUUUAUAUGUAAAAAGGGAAAUUUGGACUAAAAAUAGCUGUUUUGAGUGUAUUGAGUUUUUGUGUGUGAAGUGAGCAUUAUUCUCAAUUUGUUUGUCUUUGUUUGUGUAAAUUACAAAUCACAUUAAUGAUGUGUUUAUCAAUGUUGUGGUGCAUGUAGUUACUAAUAUGACUAAAUUAAUAUCUCAUACCAAAUUAACCCUGUUCACUUUAAUGUUCAACAGUUAACAAAUUCACAUUGAUAAACUGUAUAUAAAAUACUUAUAAUAAUCAUAAAUAAAAUAAAGUGUCUUCCUGUCAUGCAGUAGAAAGGAUCUGAAUGAUGUCCUGAAUUUUGUGAUUAAAUAAAUAAUUAUUGUAAUAGAGUGCCGAAGUUACGACGCCAUAGGCCAAAACGCGGAAGUGAGUUA
This is a messenger RNA of Pimephales promelas (fathead minnow), 1421 nucleotides long. RefSeq names its product asialoglycoprotein receptor 1c, tandem duplicate 2 (gene asgr1c.2). The record is from RefSeq and is a predicted model, not a curated record. Lineage: Eukaryota; Metazoa; Chordata; Actinopteri; Cypriniformes; Leuciscidae.